AUGGCACAAGCUUCAGGAACAACUGUUACAUUCAAGAUUACACUAACCAGUGAUCCAAAGUUGCCUUUCAAAGUUCUCUCUGUUCCUGAAGGAACUCCAUUCACUGCUGUUGUCAAGUUCGCAGCUGAGGAAUUCAAAGUAAACGCCGCUACAUCCGCCAUCAUCACCAAUGAAGGAGUAGGAAUCAAUCCUUCUCAAACUGCUGGAAACAUUUUCCUCAAGCAUGGAAGUGAAUUAAGGCUCAUUCCAAGAGACCGUGUAGGAGGAUUUUAA
This is a messenger RNA of Auanema sp. JU1783, 273 nucleotides long. The record is from the annotation of a GenBank genome assembly. Lineage: Eukaryota; Metazoa; Nematoda; Chromadorea; Rhabditida; Rhabditidae.